Molecule: messenger RNA, 2384 nt
Organism: Mytilus californianus (California mussel)
Lineage: Eukaryota; Metazoa; Mollusca; Bivalvia; Mytilida; Mytilidae
Product: solute carrier family 23 member 2-like
Exons: 13
Coding region: 174-1982 (602 amino acids)
Biological process (GO): transmembrane transport
Cellular component (GO): membrane
Molecular function (GO): transmembrane transporter activity
Source: RefSeq, a predicted model, not a curated record
AUUUGGAUGAAUUGAUCGUGAAUACAAUAUAGUAUGCAGGAAGACGAAAAUGGUGAACGACAUUGUGGAAAUUGACAUGCUAACAAAUAUUCAUCAACAUCAUCAUCAUCAUGUUUUACUAAUUUUUUGUUUUCCGAAUAUGUUCUUUCUCUUUAUUUUCGAAGGGAAUUAAGAUGGAAGGCAGACGAACAUUAUCAGGAUUACAAUACAAAGUGGAAGACAAUCCUCCAUGGAUAACAACAGUCUUUCUAGCUUUUCAGCAUUAUUUGAUGCUUCUUAGUUCGAAUUUAGCCACUCCUGGACUAGUUGCUAUAACAAUCUGUGCUCGAGGUGAUGUAGAGGUUGCUUCCAUACUAUUAGGAAACAUGUUGUUUGCUUGCGGUAUCUGCACAGUCAUUCAGUUCUUCUUUGGUGUAAGACUACCAAUCGUUCAGUGUCCACAAUAUGCUUAUGUUGUUCCCGCCAUAGUCCUCACAUCGUUUGAUGAAUGGAAAUGCCCAGACAUCUCUGCAUCAUCAAAUAAGUCCAAUGUUGUUAUAACUAACUUUACAUUAGGCAAUUUAACAGACAGUAAGGAAGAACCGUAUUGGCAACAACGUCUUAACAUGAUAACUGGUUCUCUAAUGGUAGCUUCAGUAUUUGAGAUAGUAUUGGGAGCCAGUGGUAUCUUAACGGUUUUACUCAGAUUUAUUGGACCCCUAACAGUCGCACCAACUAUCAUGAUGAUGGGGCUUGGUGUGUUACAACCAGGGUAUGAACUGGCUGGAAGUCACUGGGGUAUUGCAUUUGGAACCAUGGCUAUGAUUGUGAUGCUGUCAGAGUGUAUACCUAAGUUCAAAGUCUCUUUACCGUGUCAGUUUAUACUUACGGCGAAGCAAGACACAUGUACCAAGAAAGAAAAGCACAAAAAGACAGAGAUAGUUGCCCAUAAGAUGUUCUCGGUGAUAAUUUCUGUGAGUUUUAUGUGGUUAUUGUGUUACAUACUAACAAUCACAGACGUAUUUCCUGACAGUGAAGAUAGAUAUGGAUAUCAUGCACGUACAGACGUAAGAGACAACCAACUGAAAACAGCUCCGUGGUUUUCUUUUCCAUAUCCAGGAAAGUUUGGGAUGCCAACAUUUAACUCUGGUUUGUUGAUUGCAUUUAUUGGUGGUGUAUUCACAUCAACAAUCGAAUCUAUCGGAGAUUACUACACAUGCGCAAGAAUUGCUGGUGCAGUGCCUCCUCCACCCUCUGCAGUGAAUAGAGGUAUCUUGAUAGAGGGCAUAGACUGCAUAGUAGCUGCAGCUGUAGGUGCUGGGUUUGGUGUAACUUCUUGCAGUCAGAACAUUGGAGCCAUAAGUUUGACAAAGGUUGGUAGUAGAAGGGUUGUAUUGGUAGCUGGUAUUCUAAUGAUGAUCUUUGGCUGUUUUAACAAAUUCAGUACCCUAAUGGUCACCAUACCAGAUCCAAUAGUUGGUGCUUCAUUCAUUGUACUAUUUGGAGUGCUGGCAGCUGUCGGAGCCUCUAAUCUACAAUAUGUUGACCUGAACUCUACAAGAAACAUGGUUGUGUUUGGUAUAUCUCUGUUCAUGGGGUUUGCUUUGCCAAUAUGGACACAACAAAAUGAAGUCAUCUUUAAACAAGGUGAUGGAAAUGGUAAACAGGUAUUGCUGGCAUUACUGGGAAAUAGUAUGUUCAUGGCAUGUUUUACUGCACUGCUUCUAGACAAUGUUAUUCCAGGAACAGAUCAAGAGAGAGGUAUCUUAUCAUGGCGAGAAUUGACCAAAGAACAUUUAGAUGACAAAGAAAACUUUUCCUUACGAACAUAUGACCUUCCUUUUGGUAUGUCAAAAAUAAAAUCUUGGAGCUGGGCCAGAUAUAUUCCUUUUUCUCCAACAUUUACAGGAGACAAGUGUGGUCCUUGUACUUGUACUAAAUCAACAGGGUCCACCGGAGAGAAGCAGGAUAUUAUUCUAAGUGAUAACUGUGUCCAAGUGUAGUACUUGUAACAGAUCAGCAAAUGACAUGUUAACUAUAUAAAAGACAGUGGUAUUUUAAAUGAUCAUUUUGCUUUCGAGUGUAGAAUUGUUGACAGAAUAGGGAUUAGUUUCAUUCUAUAAUAAUAUGUGUAUAGAGAUUUUUACAUCUUCUUUGAUACUAUUUAAAUGCUUAAAUGUAAAUGGUGCAAUUUUUCAAAGCAUAUUCAACAAUAUGGAAAAAAUGACUUAAAAUUCAUGAAAUUCUCUGAGUACAGGGUAAUCAAAUGUAAAUAAUCAUUGUUAUACUUAAUUACAUAGUUUUUUUUAUUAGCCAUCCAUUAUUUAUGUUUUUUGCUUGUUUCAAUGCAUAAUAUUUAAUUGAUCAUUUUCAUUAGAAAUUAUUAUUUCAUAGAAAUAAAAUAA